AUGAACAGCAAUAAUAAGGUUUCUACAAAGAAGGUGUCUUCCAAGAAUAGCAAAGAAAAAUGUACUGCGAAGGUAGUGUACACACCAUUAAAAGACCUGAGAUUCAAACAAACUCAAAACAAGACGAUCAAGGUGAAAGUACUCAAAGUCUGGAGAUAUGAAUCCAAGAAAACUGGUGAAGUGUGGAGCCUGGAAGCGCACGCAAUAGAUGAGGAAGUAAAUGUAAUUGGAAGAUUGCACUGCAUAUCUAACAUCGUCAUCAAAAAAGUUGAGGAACAUGAUGGAACAAAAGAUGUCAACAUGCGAGAGAUUUACAUCACUAACGAUGAUGGGGAUAGUCAAUCUUUCCACUACACAAGCAUCAAGAGUAUUGUGAAUUUGGAUUGUGAACAAGUUCAGCAAUUUAGAAUAAGGAUCAAGGAUAACACAGAAUAUGCAGAUUUAACAAUUUUCGGAUUUAAUGUGGAGAAGAUGCUGAAAUAUACUGCGGCUGAACAUGUUGCAUACGCUGAGUGUUGCGAGAAGAUGGGUGAACCAGAAAAAGCUACACAAGUGUUUGAUAGACUAAUUGGAGAAAAGUUUGGAUUUAAGCUAAAGAUGACUGAAGACAACAUCGAAAAACAGUCGGACAGUUACACAGUUUUGAAAAUUCAUACUAUGCAAAAAGGAAAGAGGCUAAGGCGUAUGGUAAUUGAAAAGGAAGAUGAUGAGGAUGCUGAAAAAGAUGAUGAAAUGGAAGAGUAUUUGUAUGAAGAAGAAUAUGAUGAAGAUGAAAAUGCUAUGGUGGAAAAAAGUAAGACCACCACUGAGCAAAAAACAAAGAGGCUAAGGCGUAUGGUAGUGGAAAAAGAAGAUGAUGAAAUGGAAGGGGACUUAGAUGAAGAAGAAGAUGAUGAAGAUGAAAAUAAUGAAAAUGUUAUGGUGAAAAAAAGUAAGACCACCACUGAGAAAAAAAUAAAGAGCCUAAGGCGGAUGCUUUUAGAAGAUGAUGAGAAUAUAGAUGAAAAACAAGAUGACGAGGAUGAAAAAGAAGGUGCAGGUGAUGAAAACAGAGAUGAAGGUGAUGAAGAUGAGUAG
Messenger RNA from Papaver somniferum (opium poppy), 1077 nucleotides. RefSeq names its product general transcription factor IIF subunit 1-like. NCBI's taxonomy places the organism in Eukaryota, Viridiplantae, Streptophyta, Magnoliopsida, Ranunculales, Papaveraceae. The record is from RefSeq and is a predicted model, not a curated record. The transcript has 7 exons. The coding region runs from base 1 to 1077 and encodes 358 amino acids.